CGAGAGCCUAAUGUAAUUUGGGACAAAAGUCCCUGUGUUUUUUCUUUCUUACUCAGAGAUCCAGGAAAAGAGAUAUUCAGCGGUGUGGAGGCAUACCAUAUCGUCAGCUUUCAGAAAUAACAUUGUAUCGCCCAUUUCUUAGCUCCAGGAUCUUAUGAACCUUUUUGUUUUAUUCCUGGUACCAAAGAGAACCUGUUUUGGGUCUUAGGGUGCACACUAAAUCAGGUUAAGUGCUUAACCAAGGUUCAGCUGGAAACUACAGGAAAAACACAGCUUCAGUAAAGAGCCCACCCUGGAAUUCUUAAUAAGGAGUAAGAAGAGAUGCAAGAAUUAAAAAGCAUCUGACAGCAUUUGGGAGCAUACCUACAUUAUCAGUCCUUCCCUUUGACUUUGAGAAUUAUUGUAAUAUCUCUGUGGCAAUUGUAUUUCAAUAUAUUGGCCGGAACCAGAUAUUAACAGAAUAAAAGCAGAACAAUGAACUGUUACGCUUGGCUACCUAUUCUAAUUGCUUUCUCUGUGCUGAGGCAUUGCUUCCCAAAAGAAACUAAUUCAAGAAAACAUCUGCAAAUCAAAAAGCUCUCACAACAAGAACAGCAUGUACCUCAUCGCCGUAUCAGACGUGGAUGGAAAUGGAACCAAUUAUUUGUUCCUGAAGAGGACCCAGGACCACUUUGUGUUGGCCAGCUCAAAUCUGAUGAUGACAAAGGGAACUUUUCCAUAAAGUAUAUACUAUUAGGAGAGGGCGCAGGAGAAGUUUUUAGAAUUGAUGAAGACACAGGCUUUAUCUAUACUAUGAAGAAACUGGAUCGAGAAGAGAAAGCAUUCUACACAAUGCGUGCCCAGGCCAUAAAUAGGUUGACCAUGGAGCCAGUGGAACCAGAAUCUGAAUUCAUUAUUAAAGUUCAGGAUAUCAAUGACAAUAAACCGCAAUUCCAAAAUGGACCCUAUGUUGCCAGUAUCCCCGAAAUGUGUGAAGUUGAAACUUCCGUCAUACAAGUGACAGCCACAGAUGCUGAUGAUCCCACCCAUGGGAACAGUGCAAGAUUAAUCUAUAGCAUUCUACAGGGACAACCAUACUUCUCUAUUGAACCAAAGACAGGUAUUAUUUUUACUUCCUUACCUGAUAUGGACAGAGAGGCAAAAGAGCAGCAUUUGGUGAUCAUACAGGUCAAAGAUAUGGUAGGACAGCAGGGAGGGUUCUCUGCAACAACAACUGUGACUGUCAACUUGGCUGAUAUCAAUGACAAUGGUCCACAAUUCCAACAGAAGCUAUACCACUUUUCAGUGCCCGAGUCUGCAACGAUUGGUACAAUGAUUGGUCGGAUCAUGGCUGAUGACAGUGAUAUAGGAGAGAACGCAGAAAUGAAUUACACCAUUGAGGAAAUAGACAGUUCAGAUGUGUUUGACAUUAUGACUGACUCUGACACUCAGGAAGGGAUACUUAUACUAAAUAAGCACUUGGAUUAUGAGAGUAAAAGACGGUUCAGCAUUAGAGCAGUCGCCAUCAACAAACACAUUGAUCCUCAGAUUGUCAAUCUUAACCAAUUCAAAGACUUGACUGAUAUAAAGAUCACUGUAGAAGAUGUUGAUGAGCCUCCAGUUUUCAGUGCUCUUGAGUAUAUGCUGGAGAUACUUGAAAACUCAAUCACCGGAACAUUUGUUGGUGCAGUCACAGCAAGAGACCAAGAUGUAGCAAAUAAUCCCAUUAGGUAUCAUAUUGAUCAAAACACUGAUUUAAAAAGAAUGUUUAAAAUAGCUGCGCACAAUGGAACAAUCACGCUUGCAAAACCUCUGGAUCGAGAGACAGCAUCCUGGCACAAUUUAACUGUUUCAGCAUCUGAAGAAAAAAAGAAUGGUUUUAUAUCCAGAGUACCAGUAUUUAUACGUGUUAUAGACAUUAAUGACAAUGCACCAGAAUUUUCAAAACGCUACACACCUUAUGUAUGUGAAACUGCAAAACCAGGAGAGCUAAUUCAAACAAUCAGUGCAACAGAUAAAGAUGAUCCAGUGGAAGGUCAUCACUUCUAUUUUACACUGGCAACUAAAACCAGCGUGAACACUAAUUUCACUGUAAGAGAUAACCAAGAUAACACUGCUGGAGUUCUCACAAGAAAAAAUGCGUUUAGCAGGCAGGAACAGGUUUAUUUUCACCUACCUAUUGUCAUUACGGAUGAUGGAGAACCAGCGCUCAGCAGUACCAAUACCCUUACCAUCAGAGUGUGCGACUGCUAUCCGGAUGGAAGCUGUAGCUCUGGUGGGGUUGAUGCCUUCGCUCUUUAUGUUGGUAUCAGCCCCGGUGCCCUGAUUGCCAUCUUGUCUUGUUUCCUAAUAAUACUAGUCCUUGUAUUACUUAUACUGGCAGUAAGGCGCUAUAAGAAGGAGAAGGUGAAUUCUGAGAAAUGGGAAGAAGUCACAGAGAAUGUUGUGAGGUAUGAGGAUGAAGGUGGGGAACAGGACACUGAGGCAUUUGACGUAGUAACUUUAAGAUCUCACACUAAAAGGAAAGAACCAACACCAAGGAAUGAUAUGACUGCACGUAUCCGAAUGUCAUUAAGACAGUCUCUUAGAAUUGGACCCGAUGAUGAUGUUUUCAGGGAGUUUAUUUUGGAAAGACUGCAUGAGGCUGAUACAGAUCCUUGUGCUCCACCAUAUAACUCCUUACAGACCUAUGCAUUUGAGGGAGAUGGAUCAGUGGCUGGGUCUCUCAGUUCCCUGGAAUCAGGCAGCACAGAUACAGAUGAAAACUAUGAAUACCUGAGUAACUGGGGACCACGUUUCCAAAGACUGGCAUCCAUUUAUGAAAAUGAUGUUAAAGACAGAGAUUUUUAGGCUGUAAAGUUACGAAGAUGUGAACUUAAACAAAACCAGCAAAGCUGUAUAUUAGUAAUGUAGUUAUAUCAAGCCUAAAACACCAACUCAGAUGUUGCUGGCAUGCCUUCCUCAGGAAAUUCAUAUAUAAACACUAACCUUCAUUAGCUCUUUAGACCAGUGUUCCCUGGAUUUAGUGAAUCAGCUAUGUCAUUAAUGUAUCUGUUUUUUAUAAGCUAUUUCAAUUACUAAGAUCAAAUAUUUAACUUAAUGGUUUUGUUGCUGCAGCACUCACUUGC
This is a messenger RNA of Polyodon spathula (Mississippi paddlefish), 3107 nucleotides long. RefSeq names its product cadherin-7-like. The coding region runs from base 475 to 2829 and encodes 784 amino acids. Gene Ontology annotation, molecular function: cadherin binding; calcium ion binding. NCBI's taxonomy places the organism in Eukaryota, Metazoa, Chordata, Actinopteri, Acipenseriformes, Polyodontidae. The record is from RefSeq and is a predicted model, not a curated record. The transcript has 13 exons. Gene Ontology annotation, biological process: cell-cell junction assembly; homophilic cell-cell adhesion; cell morphogenesis. Gene Ontology annotation, cellular component: adherens junction; plasma membrane; catenin complex.